Messenger RNA from Phytophthora nicotianae INRA-310, 1303 nucleotides. RefSeq lists its product as hypothetical. The transcript has a single exon. Gene Ontology annotation, molecular function: protein binding. The record is from RefSeq and is a predicted model, not a curated record. NCBI's taxonomy places the organism in Eukaryota, Oomycota, Peronosporomycetes, Peronosporales, Peronosporaceae. The coding region runs from base 14 to 1096 and encodes 360 amino acids.
AUUUUACUCGAAAAUGGAGAACUGUGAGGAAUCGCGUUCUCGGCGCAGUACGAACGCAUCGGUGCUGGUUCUAACGAGCCGACCGUUGUUCGAGCACGUGACGUCGUUCAUGGACGGGCUGCCGCUUGUGGUUGCCAAGUUUGCGCGUGCUCAACGGUACAAACCCCGUCUGGAGGGACGAUAUCCCUCAUCUCGUGGAUUAUUACCCCAACUCGCAGUCAUUUGCGACGAUUUCGUCGUUUUAGCAGCUCUUUUGAAGUUAGUGAACAGCUAUUCGUCGAGUUAUCGCAACCCAGAGACGGAAUUUUACGGUGUGAUACGUUGUGCCGUGAGAUUCGACAAGCUGAGCAUGCUGCAAUGGCUCGAACAAAAUUUGGAUAUGAACUCAUACGAGUUCGAAGUGGAUUUGAUGGACAUUGCAGUGGGUUACACGAAAGGAGUAAAGAUUAUGGACUGGCUACUAUUACACGACUCGGCCAUGAAGCAGCAAGUAUCCGCUUGGGCUCUACGACUCGCAGCUUAUAACGGGGAACUACAGAAGAUAACAUGGCUACAUGACCACGGGUUUCGCGGAUUCUCGUGCACUACAGCAGAUGAUGCCGCGUGUGCGGGGCAUACCAAUGUAUUGAGUUUUCUCCUCGAGAAUAGGAGGGAAGGUUGUAGUUCACGGGCCUUGGAUCAAGCCGCAGCACAUGGUCAUAUCGACGUUGUGAGGUAUUUGUUUUCGUUCAUUCAUGACCGAACUGAUGCAGAGCAACAUCGAGUCAUUGCAAGGGCGUCCUUUGCUAUGACCAAAGCGGCGCUGAGUGGGCAUGCGGAGAUUGUGGGGUUUCUUGGACGACGACAGUGUACACCGCUGAAUAGUACGCUACUGGAUGUGGUGGCGGCGGGAGAGCUGCAAGUGCUGAAAGAGUUAUGUCGAUACUCGAAUGAAGGUUGUCUUGUUGAGGCUCGUAGGCGAGCGAAAGCGCUGGGUCGUGCGGAUAUUGCGGCUUUCUUGCGUACCCAAAUUGUACCUACUGCAUGGGCGUGCAGAUUGCAUCGACAUUCACGAUCCGGACCACGGCGAUGUCAAAGGAAACCGAAGGGAAUUUGAAAACAAUAGCUAGCUCUACCAAGUUGGUAGGGACAACUGAGUAUAUCUGACUUGAACAUACUGGACUCCUGUCAUACGGUAUUUGCGUUAACCCUUUCGUGAACACGGGAUUAUCACUUUGAUAAAGUAAACUAUACAACUCAAGUCGUUAAAAACGAGAUGAAAGGGAGCAUUUUGCCCCCAUUCAUAAGGUCACGAUACUCGCCG